This is a messenger RNA of Lampris incognitus (smalleye Pacific opah), 636 nucleotides long. RefSeq lists its product as uncharacterized. The transcript has a single exon. The annotation marks the transcript as partial. Lineage: Eukaryota; Metazoa; Chordata; Actinopteri; Lampriformes; Lampridae. The record is from RefSeq and is a predicted model, not a curated record.
AUGAUCUCUCCUGUGCAGCAUAGUGAAUGGGCUGCGCUGCUAGUGUGCAUUCCGAAAAAAGAUGGAUCAGUGCGCAUUUGCGGAGAUUAUAAGGUGACGGUAAAUCAGUGGCUUGAUGUAGCUCAGUACCCACUUCCAAAACCGCAGGAUUUAUUCUGCACUUUAGCAGGUGGAAAGCAUUUCACUAAACUUGACUUGACGCAGGCCUACACUCAGCUCGACAUGGAUGAGAAAAGUAAGCCGUUUCUCAGCAUUAAUACACGCAGAGGUCUCUAUGUAUGCAACCGCUUGCCAUAUGGGGUCGCUAGCGCGCCCGCUAUUUUCCAGCGCACUAUGGAUGAAGUAUUACAAGGGCUUGAUGGCGUGGUAUGCUACUUAGACGAUAUUUUGAUAACAGGAACAGAUACCACCGCACAUCUGCGCAAUCUUAAGCAAGUGUUACAGAGACUGGAAGAACAUGGGCUGAGGCUUAACAAAGAGAAAUGUGCCUUCUUUCAGAACAGUGUGGCCUACCUCAGGCAUGUCGUUGAUGCUGAGGGUGUGCGCCCAAUUAAAGAGAAAACUGAGGCUAUUGACAAAGCUCCUGUGCCGAAAAAUGUGACAGAAUUGAGGUCGUACUUAGCCAUGCUCAAUUAC